Perognathus longimembris pacificus (Pacific pocket mouse) is the source of this 1407-nucleotide messenger RNA. It is a transcript of the gene Tmem80, whose product is annotated as transmembrane protein 80. Gene Ontology annotation, cellular component: ciliary transition zone. The transcript has 5 exons. The coding region runs from base 364 to 867 and encodes 167 amino acids. The record is from RefSeq and is a predicted model, not a curated record. NCBI's taxonomy places the organism in Eukaryota, Metazoa, Chordata, Mammalia, Rodentia, Heteromyidae. Gene Ontology annotation, biological process: non-motile cilium assembly.
AAGUCAGAAGCCGAGUCCGCCCGAGGAUCCCCGAGGCUGCGCGCGGCUUCCGGGCGUUUCCUCCUCGCUCCCGCCCGGGCUGAGCCCGCCGCGGCCGCCGGCCGGAAGGGCUGGCGGGCUCCGGGCCGACGGAAGCCGGACUCGGCCCGGGCGCGGCCCGGCCGCCCGAGCCUGACGCCGUCGGCGACGGGAGCCGAGCCUCCCCGAGGCCGAGCCGAACUCUGCCGAGCGCUGCCGAACCGCGUCUUCCGGGCCCUCGGCUCCCGCUGCGCCGGCCCGGAAGCGCCCGAGCGCGGCCGGCCGGACGAGUCGGGCCUCGGCCCCGGGCGGACGUCGGCUCGGAGCGCCGCGGGAGGAGCGAAGAUGGCGGGAGGGCGCGGCCGAGAGGCUGCCGGGAGCGCGGGCGGCGCGGCGGCAAGAUGGCGCCCGCGGGCCCAGGGAGAGGCUCCUUGGACGUGGUAUCCUGCUACAGAUCUCCCAUCAGUUCCUCUCCAAAUGCUGUUCCAUCUCAGCGCACUGUACAAUGCCCUGUAUUUCCUCACCACACUGCUGAUGAUCCUGUCUAAGAGUCAGGUUUUCAGCUAUCCCUGGAACUGCCUGGUCCUCGAUCUGACUCUGUUACUUCUGAUGGGAAUUCUGGAGGGAGCCCGGCUAUACCUGGGCACAAAGGGCAACCUGAUGCAGGCGGAGGUGCUGCUGGCCACCAGCUUGGCCCUCACGGCAGGAGGCAGCGUCCUCUCUGUCCACUUCAUGCUCUGGCAGACCCUGGUGCUAUGGGCAGACUCGGUCCUCAGCACUACUCUCCUGGCCCUGAACGGCCUGGAAGCCGCCUUGCAGCUGGUGGCCGUCGCGGCUUUCAUCAGGUAGAUGUGCCAGAACGGCCCUUCCAUAGCCCCCUGGGCAGAGCCAGCAUCCUUCCUACCGACCGUAAAUGGUUUUGAUUUUUUUUAAUGUCAGAAGUGAGGUCUGAACUCGGGGCCUGGCGCUCCACCCCAUGAGCCAGACCUCCACAUCUGGCUUUGUAGAUUGUUUGGGAUGGCUUACAAAUCUUCGUAGGUGGGGUAGCCAUCUAAGUCCAGGGAAAAACAAACUGCUGAGACGGAAGCGUUGACCACAGCCACUGUGAGGGGUGCAGGGGUGCUAAUUGUGGGGAAGGGCAAGCUCAGGUGUGCCCACGCAGGCCCUAUGACUGGAGGCCUGCCUGCAGUGGUGCCCUGCUGCCCCCAGGGUCUAGCAGGAGGCAGCGACCUUCACAGAGGUGUCUGCCAAAAGGGUACAGCUCCACCCUGUCACCACCACAGAGAAACAGCGCCCUAGCGCUUCCACAGCCAGCUCCCCAGGGAAACCCUGGCUGCCAGACACCAUGUGUUUUUCUCACACAGAAGUUCUUGGCACCCCAAGUUUCCA